Messenger RNA from Knipowitschia caucasica, 969 nucleotides. NCBI's taxonomy places the organism in Eukaryota, Metazoa, Chordata, Actinopteri, Gobiiformes, Gobiidae. The record is from the annotation of a GenBank genome assembly.
AUGAGAGCCGGACCCCUCCACCUGUUUGCAGCCGGAGGUCAGGAGGGUCUGGGGGGGUCUAGAGGGGGUCUCGGGGGCAGCCUGGCAGUGGUAGGAGCAGCACGUACUGUUCCUCCUGAUACAGUAGGUUGGGCCCCCUCUCCAGAGCCCGGUCGGCCCCCGUGGCCCCUGGCAGUGGUGGGUCUGCUGCUUGGAUGGGUGUCUGUCACAGCGCUCUCAGGCCGGACACACACUGACACUAACGAUGAGAGAAGAGCUCAGGCGCCUCACGCUGAGCUGGCACCGAACAUAUGCUCCAGGAUCCACCUGACCUCUGACCUCUGUCUGUGGACACGUCGCCCUCCUCUGCUGCGUGUGGCCGCCUCACCUCAGCGAGCGCCGCGGCAAAACAUCCGCCUGAUUCAAACGCAGACAAACGCUGGUGCAGAUAAGCCGUGUUUGGGUCGGGACGGCUGGGUUUUCGGAGCGUGGCGUGUUGUGGGGGGUGGAACACACGCGGGACAGGCCGAGGCGCGUCGAGGAAGCCUGAGUGAUGUGCGGUGCUGCAGCGAUGAAGAGGAGACAGCUCCAUCAACAAACAAAGACACAGACCGGUCCAGUGUCCGCAGACUGAGACGCCUUGUCCACACUGUCUAUUUACCGAGUCUGUAUGAAGUCCAAGACAACUGUAAGGACUGGACCCAGACCUCAGACACAUCAGGGACUGGACCCAGACCUAAGAGACAUCAGGGACUGGACUCGGACCUCAAAGACAUCAGGGACUGGACCCAAACCUCAGACACAUCAGGGACUGGGCCUAGACCUCAGAGACCUCAGGGACUGGACCCAGACCUCAGACACAUCAGGGACUGGACCCAGACCUCAGAGACAUCAGGGACUGGACCCAGACCUCAGAGACAUCAGGGACUUGACCCAGACCCCAGACACAAGAGGGAUUGGACCCAAACCUCAGAGACAUCAGGGACUUGA